Molecule: messenger RNA, 1412 nt
Organism: Fusarium verticillioides 7600
Lineage: Eukaryota; Fungi; Ascomycota; Sordariomycetes; Hypocreales; Nectriaceae
Exons: 10
Coding region: 489-1412 (307 amino acids)
Molecular function (GO): S-adenosylmethionine-dependent methyltransferase activity
Source: RefSeq, a predicted model, not a curated record
UCUCAGCGUCAUCUUACCAUAUUCCAUAGGAUACUGCGGUUGUGAAAUAGCCCCUGGUGAUAUGUUCGCUGUUAUUCUUCCGUACCAGGGCCAAUAUGAGUUGAACGACAAAGCUCUGGGGUGUCAAGAUCGGCAUUGGACCUUUAGGAAGCAGUCCUUUGCCGGCCCGUGUCUCGGCUCUCUGCCAGAUCAUCUCCGCAUUCUUCGAGAAGCCCUGUUGCGCGUUUGAAUGGUACGCAAAGCCGCUAGAUGCAAAAGCCACCAUAGUCAGGUUACGUCUUUGCACUCUGCAUCCUAGCACCAGGGUGGCUCUUAUACGUUAGGCUAGGGUCGCGCUUUUGGGUACCACAUGUCUUCCCUAGGAAUUGUUUAAAUCCUUUUUGGAAAAGGCAGCUCUGCUUGUCCUAGCUAUUGUCGUCCGAGCAAGCUUGCAUCAUACUUGUAGUAUUGAGAGGUAUUUCGUGUCCGAAAAUUCAACCAUAGAGAAAAUGGAUGCAGAGGAUGGAACCGUGCCCUUGGACGAGACGUUCACCGAGACAAUCGAGCACUAUGGGCGCUCUUAUCAACAUUACUCCCUCACGAAUGGGACAUAUUUUGCACCCAUCGAUGAGGACGAAAUCUCGCGCCUCGAGGUGAUGCACGGAGUUCUCAGCAGGCUCUUUGAUGGGAGGCUCAUAUUCCCCCCUAUCAGGUCGCCACGACGGAUACUCGAUUGCGGUUGUGGUCCAGGAGAUUGGGCCAUCGAAGUUGCCACACAAUAUCCUGACGCCGAAGUCCUUGGCAUAGAUGUCAGCCCGCACAUGAUACCAGAAAACCCUCCCGACAAUAUGGAGCUCCAGGUUGACGACCUUAACGGGAGGUUUACGUUUCGAUCCAACCACUUUGACGUUGUCCAUAGCCAAAUGGUCGCCGGGGGCAUCCAUGCGAAUCGCUGGCGAAGCUAUAUUCGAGACAUUUUCCGUGUAUUGAAGCCAGGCGGGUGGUGUCAGAUGGUCGAGAUAUACUUCAACGCUCAAUCUGACAAUGGUACACUAAGUAGAGACCACGCCCUGUCGCAAUGGUCCAGACAAUACUUGGAAAGCCAGCAGCCAUACAAAGAUCCUCGGGCACCACUUCAAUUGGCCAGCUGGAUGAGAAGUGCAGGGUUCACGGAAGUCGAGUCGAGACUCUUGACGUUGCCAAUGUGCGGCUGGUCGAGUGUCCCCCGAGAUUAUGAUAUAGGCCGAUCCAAUACCGAUAACGUGAACGAGCUAUUGUAUUCGCUAGCAUUAUACCCGUUUACGCAGUUUCUUGGGAUGACUUUCAGUGAUUUCCAACUCUUGAUAGCUCAAGCGAGGAGCGAAGCCAGCAACCCAGCAUUCAAGGCCUACUUUCCAGUUUAUGUUUGCAUUGGUAGAAAGCCACGACGGUAA